AUGUUCAUUUUCUCCAAACUUCGGGAGGUCGUCUGGGGGAAGCCCGCAGCGACCAAGGCAGAACGAAAGCUUUUGGUCAAGCUUGACUUGGUCAUUCUAUCGUUUUGUUGUCUGAUGUAUUGGGUCAAUUAUCUUGAUCGCAUGAACUUGAACAAUGCAUAUGUCACUGGCAUGAAAGAGGACUUGAACUUCCACGGCAACCAAUUGAACAUCGCCAACACAGUUUUCUAUGGGGGCUACGUUUUGGGACAGAUUCCGAACAACCUCGCGCUACAAAAGCUUCCUCCGCGUAUCUAUUUCCCGGCAUGCAUGGCGGCCUGGGGCUUACUCACUUUGGGUACUGGCUUUGCUCACCACCCAUGGCAGAUCAUGGUCAUCAGAUUCUUUCAAGCUGUCUUUGAGGCUUCUACGUUCGUUGGUUGCCAGUAUAUUCUCGGCAGUUGGUACAAGCCGGACGAGCUCGGCAAAAGAACUGCGAUAUUUACUAGUAGUGGCUUGGCUGGAACAAUGUUCUCCGGGUUUAUGCAAGGGGGGAUUCAUCAGAGUCUUGAUGGUGUUCGGGGUCUUCCUGGCUGGCGGUGGUUGUUCAUCCUGGACUUCUGCAUCACCAUUCCAGUGGCCAUCUUUGGGUUCCUCGCGUUCCCGGACACUCCAACUUCCACAACCGCAUGGUGGCUCAGUGAAGAGGAGAGGAAGCUCGCUAUCGAGCGACUUCCCGAAGUCGAGAAACAACGUGGUGUAUUGGGAUGGAAUUUGAUCUCGCGUGUCCUGCGGACCUGGCAUUGGCUAGGCUUUAUUCUGCUUUGGAUAUUCGCCAGCAACACCGAAAUGUUCUCAUCGAAUGCUAUCAUGAAUCUGUGGCUCUCGUCAACAAAGAACUACACCGUGUCACAAGUCAAUUACAUCCCGACCGGUGUGGCGGGUGUAGGAAUCAUCACCACCCUUGCCCUUGGCUGGUAUUCGGACUUCACCAAACGCCCAUGGCAUGUGGGUAUUUUCUUGGCCUGCACCGCCAUUUUGUCUGGAGCGAUCAUGCUGCGACCUCCGUCCACCGGAGCGAAAUUUUUCGCAUUAUUCUUGAAUGGUUCCCAGUACGCUAGCCAGACUGUGAUUUUUGCCUGGGCAAAUGGGGCUACUGGAGGUGACGACGCGAAGCGAGGAAUAAUUCUUGGUGCUAUGAACACAUUUUCAAUUGCGGUCUAUAUGUUCUGGUCACUGCUCUUUUACAGCACAACUCAGGGCCCUGACUGGAAAGAGGGUAGCAUUGCAAUGAUAUGUAUGGGGUUGGCUUUGGCUAUCACGACAAUCGGCGUCCGGUACUUGGAGAAGCGAGACAAGCAGAGGAUGGAAGUUCAAGGUGGCGUUCAAGCUAAUGGUACGGACGAGGUAAAAGAUAGUAUCGAUGCCGAUAGGCCCAAAGACGCCCAGUAG
Messenger RNA from Penicillium hordei, 1431 nucleotides. RefSeq names its product Major facilitator superfamily domain general substrate transporter. The transcript is spliced from 3 exons. Lineage: Eukaryota; Fungi; Ascomycota; Eurotiomycetes; Eurotiales; Aspergillaceae. The record is from RefSeq and is a predicted model, not a curated record. Bases 1 to 1431 code for a protein of 476 amino acids. Gene Ontology annotation, cellular component: plasma membrane. Gene Ontology annotation, molecular function: pantothenate transmembrane transporter activity. Gene Ontology annotation, biological process: pantothenate import across plasma membrane.